Miniopterus natalensis is the source of this 1235-nucleotide messenger RNA. RefSeq names its product histone H2B type 2-F. Gene Ontology annotation, molecular function: DNA binding; structural constituent of chromatin; protein heterodimerization activity. Lineage: Eukaryota; Metazoa; Chordata; Mammalia; Chiroptera; Miniopteridae. The record is from RefSeq and is a predicted model, not a curated record. Gene Ontology annotation, cellular component: nucleosome.
UGGUCGUUCUCUUUGCGAAGAUGCCAGAUCCUGCGAAGUCUGCUCCCGCUCCCAAGAAGGGCUCCAAGAAAGCGGUUACCAAAGUACAGAAGAAGGAUGGGAAGAAGCGCAAGCGCAGCCGAAAGGAGAGUUACUCCGUUUACGUGUACAAGGUGCUGAAACAAGUUCAUCCGGACACCGGGAUCUCGUCCAAGGCCAUGGGCAUCAUGAACUCCUUCGUCAACGACAUCUUCGAGCGCAUCGCUGGCGAGGCCUCCCGCCUGGCGCAUUACAACAAGCGCUCGACCAUCACGUCCCGGGAGAUCCAGACGGCCGUGCGCCUGCUGCUGCCCGGCGAGCUGGCCAAGCACGCCGUGUCCGAGGGCACCAAGGCCGUCACCAAGUACACCAGCUCUAAAUAAGCGCGCAAGUGCUAUAGAACAGCUACUUUACCCCAAAGGCUCUUUUCAGAGCCACUUCAGUUACCGGAGAAGCGGCUGUAAACACUUGUUGGGAGAUAGGGCUUUAUUCUGCCUCUCCAGAAGUGGGCCUCAAAGUCACAGCCAAACUCCAGAUGAUAGCUGUUUCAACGCUUCUUCAAAAUUACCUUCUCAAAGAGCACAUUUGGGAAAUGUAUUUCUCCAGAAUGUGUAAGCCAGUUAUUUCUAGUGUUUUUUAGAGAUUUUAUACCUCCAUUAAUUCACAUAACAUGUUUGAAAAUCCCUUCCUUUAACAUGUGCUCCCUCUUCACAAUUUCUUUUCUUCCUCUCUAAGGGUUAAGGAGUAUCACGUGCUUAGUAUUAUGGAGAUGAAAGGGGAAGGCAUGAAGAUGAGCUUUUUACCCUUUGGGGAUUUUGAACCCAUAUUUAGAAACAAAGCAAGAAAUGAGGAAUAAAGGAAGUACAGCAAUUUUAUUGGCUCCCAUUUUACUGCUAGUGUGCAUUAACAAAGAAGUCUGUACCUAAAAGACAACCUUACAGAGACCCAGAUUUUCAACUUCCAGAGGUUUUUUUUUUUUUAACAUCCUGCCAAGCCUAAUACACAGUUCUCUUAGGGUCUUUUAGUUCUUAUACUAUUAUAACUAGGAGGCUGAUAAUAAUCACUUCUUAAGCUUCUAACAAUACCAUUUACAGUAACACAAAAAUGAAGAACCUGGAAAUCAACAAAAAGAAGAAAACUUGUAGAAAGAAAAUUAUAUAACACUUGUGUAAUAUUAACAAUGAUAUGAAUAAAUGGAGUUAUAUCAUGUUCAUGAA